AUGGUUGCGGGCGCGGGCGCAGUCAUCUCGAGCAAUCCGCUCAAGCUCGAUUACCGAAGCCACAGCAAGUGCCUCGCGAUUUGCGCCGUCAUUACCGUCUCGAGCUUCCAAUAUGGCCUGGACUACGCACUUGUCGGCGGCUUCAUGGCCAUGCCGGGCUUCCUCCGGGUCUUUGGGUACUUCGAUGAAUCAGCCCAGAAGUGGGCCAUCGACACCACCGUCCAGCAGCUUAUAUCGUCGCUCAUGACCGUCGGCACCUUUGUCUACAUCAACGAGGCAGCACCGGCACAUCUGCGUGGCAUCGUCUUCGCCGUCUACCAGACGCAGCUCAGCAUCGGAUCCGUCAUAGGUGCAGCAGUGGACUAUGGGACACACAAUAUCGAGACCAAGAAGGCGUACCGGAUCCCCCUGGCACUCUUCUUCAUUGCACCGACGGUCCAGUCCAUCUCGCUCAUUUUCUUCCCCGAAAGCCCCCGGUGGCUCAUGGCCCACGGCAGGGAAGACAGCGCCGAGUUGGCCUUGAGGAAAUUGCGCGGUCGUACCAUUGAGGAGGCGGCCUUUCAGGCAGAGUUGAACGAGAUACGCAUCUCUACGAGGCAACAGGUCGAGCACAGCAAGCGGAAGAAGAAGCAGCUGUGGCUCGAGAUCUGGAACAAGGGCAAUCGGAGAAGGACGCUGCUCUCUAUCGCGGUGGUGUGCUUCCACUGUGCUGCAGGAUCCUCCUACCUGACGAUAUACACGACUUAUUUCCUCACAACGGCCGGCAUUCCAGCAGACCGCUCCUUCGAGUUCUCAACCAUGAUUACCUGCAUGGGCCUCCUCGGGAUCCUCUCCAGCUUCUUUUGGGCAGACAAGCUAGACCGGCGAGCUAUCUUCAUGAUCGGGGUUGCUGUCUGCGGGCUCGCGCAGCUGGGUUUUGCUGUGGCUUGGACUGCGGCUCCUGGAACCGAGACCGCUGCUCUGAACUUCCUGGGUAACUGGGUCGGCAUCUUCACUGCUCCCUACUUCAUCAACCCUGCAAGCCUGGGAUGGAGUGCAAAAUAUGGCUAUAUUUGGUUCGCAUCAAACGCUAUUGUGUUCUUGUUCAUAUACUUCUUCAUGCCGGAAACACGGGGCCGCACCCUGGAAGAGAUCCAUGAAAUGUUCGAGCAAGGAGUCCCGUCCAAGAAGUUCAGGGGUUUCAUUUGUGCAGCAACGCAGGCGAUGGCGACCGAGGUGAUUGGGAAAGAGCGAAACGAGCAUAUUGAAGAGAUCAAGAGGCCGUAA
This is a messenger RNA of Diaporthe citri, 1266 nucleotides long. RefSeq lists its product as uncharacterized. Bases 1 to 1266 code for a protein of 421 amino acids. The transcript is spliced from 6 exons. Gene Ontology annotation, biological process: carbohydrate transport; transmembrane transport. Lineage: Eukaryota; Fungi; Ascomycota; Sordariomycetes; Diaporthales; Diaporthaceae. Gene Ontology annotation, molecular function: carbohydrate:proton symporter activity. The record is from RefSeq and is a predicted model, not a curated record. Gene Ontology annotation, cellular component: membrane.